AGACAAUUUUUAAGUCUCAAUUCCUCCACUGUCGCUCUGAUGGAUACAUUUGAGACCCUGAAAGCUGAACUGGUAAUAAUGCGAAAGGAGAAAGCAUACAUGGAAGCACUGCUAAGUUCUGUGGAGAGUGCGAUUGAAGAACAUAAGAGAGCGGUUUCGAUGUAUAAAGCCAUGCAAAAACUUGCUGAUGAUUUGUUGGACGUUGUACUGGAAGCGGGAGGUGAUCAUAACAACUGUCAGGAGCUUGACGAGGAAACCAUGAAGAAACUGGUCGAGGAAGCUCUAAGGGACUUUAAUGAAGCAUUGAACCAAGCUCAAUCUCGUCUGAUCAGCCCCGCAGAUGGCGGAAACGGGGGAGGGGAUGACAGCAGCUCUGGUGAUUAUAAUAAUCUUGAUAGAACCAAUAAAAAUAUUGGAAAUGAUACUUACGGAAGCGGCGGUGGCCACGAUUAAAAGGUGAGGGCUUAGUGGUUUAAAUAAUAAAUUAAAAAAAAUGGGUUAAGCCGUCUUUAACGGUUUUAUGUGCCUUUCGUGAACCUACUUAUUAGUAAACGAAAAAAACAGCGCGUAU
This is a messenger RNA of Hibiscus syriacus, 571 nucleotides long. RefSeq lists its product as uncharacterized. The coding region runs from base 40 to 453 and encodes 137 amino acids. NCBI's taxonomy places the organism in Eukaryota, Viridiplantae, Streptophyta, Magnoliopsida, Malvales, Malvaceae. The record is from RefSeq and is a predicted model, not a curated record. The transcript has 2 exons.